Messenger RNA from Cladocopium goreaui, 1011 nucleotides. NCBI's taxonomy places the organism in Eukaryota, Dinophyceae, Suessiales, Symbiodiniaceae. The record is from the annotation of a GenBank genome assembly.
AUGACGGGCUUUAGCGAGAACGAGGGAGAGCAUUCCACAGCGGAGACGAGAUUCAACGAGAAGUAUACGACCAACCUAGCGAAUGUACACUACCUGGACUGCUACCUCGACAGCGGAAGUUUCCUAGUCCAUCAACGACUCGUCGCCCAAAAGAUCAAAGUGAUCGACUUGGAGACACGACCAGAUCUGGCUGGGCGAGUUGCGAUUCUCCAGCAAUCUUUGCCACAUCCCUACACCCAGGACAUCAUCGAGGCAAACUCCCUGGCUCAGGAAGCGGUGAAACAUGCGGAAGUGGGUGGCCCCAAUUGUCAUGAACUUCGUGAAGAGCGAGUUACCAUCAUGAAUGGCAUGGAGAAAAGGGACAAGUGGAACAUCCGAGGAGGGCAGGAUGAAGAAUGGUGUGGCCAAACCAUCUUCUACAAGAAGAGGAGCGAGAUCAAGAAUGAGGCGGUCAAGGACAAGUUCAUCCAGCCUGGAAAGCUUGCCAGUCAGGGCGGCUUCAUUACCUUCUUUUGCGACGCAAGAAUGGAGACCCAAGAGAAGGCUUACUCUAUCUCGAUAGUGAACUGGAAAAGUUUUCGCAUUAAGCAGUGCACAAUCAAUACUCUGUCGGCAGAGUGCCAAGCGAUGCUUCAUGGUGUUGGAGCACUACACUGGCUACGCUUUCUUAUCCAGGAGGUGGAGGUGCAUGAUAAGAGGAUCACUCUGGCCAACUGGGAAAACGCGCUCAGCCAAGUGCCCUGCCAUUGCCGUCACCGAUUCCAAAUCGCUCUACGACAUUACGACACCGUUAGCAAAUGCUGUAACACUGGUUCCCGCAUCGAGGACAAGAGGACGGCCACCGACCUCACCAUCCUCAAAAGAGAUUUUCCGAAGACCCAAGGACAAGUUCGCUGGAUUGAAGGUUCCCGCAUGAUCUCUGAUAGUCUGACCAAGAAGGUUGGUAGUUUCUUCUUGCGUAAUGUGAUGGUUUCUGGGAAAUGGUCCUUGUCAGACAAGGGGGUUCAGUAA